This is a messenger RNA of Drosophila erecta, 1031 nucleotides long. RefSeq lists its product as uncharacterized. NCBI's taxonomy places the organism in Eukaryota, Metazoa, Arthropoda, Insecta, Diptera, Drosophilidae. The record is from RefSeq and is a predicted model, not a curated record. Bases 529 to 720 code for a protein of 63 amino acids. The transcript is spliced from 2 exons.
UUGAAACUUCGUGCCGGCAUUUUUCAGUUAUCCGUUUUGGCCGCAGCAGUAGACUUCCAUGAAUCUGGAAAAACUCAAAAUUGUGUAAAUUUAAAUAAAAUCAUUAGUUGUUCAGAGGACAUUCCAGUCUUCCUUUGGUAAUCAUCAAUCUACAAGAUGCAUUUGAUGUGCGAGCGAUUGUCUGCCGUUUUUGCGGGCGUCUUAGUGGGUUUGUGGUACGGUAAGACCUUCUCCGAGGAGGAGAAGCCCAAGGAGAAGGGCAAGGACAAGAAGAAGUAGACCUACACUCGCAAAUCUAGCAGAAAUCAAUUCGAGCUUCCUAGGCGAGUCGGAAAAUAUCAAGCCAGCUUAACGGCAGCCCUGACAUAGCUCAGUGUUUAUUUGGCUUUCCAACCAGUACAUCAGACAGACAUUUGACGUGCACAAAAUUUAUACCGUGUUUGGGUUCUAUCCAAUAUCCAACAUCCAACAGCUAGCGACUCCAGUUUCGGUCUAAAUUGUGGCAAAUCCUGUCGAGCUCUCGCAGCCAUGCCCUGUUGUAAGCGUACCGAAGUCCGCAGGGUGUGCCGGCCAAUGCCGUCGCUCCUUGCCCGGCUCAACUGUACGCCGUGCAACCGCGUCCUGUUCUUCGUGAUCGGGGUGGGACUGGGCGUGCUCUUCGUGCGCAACAAGGACGACAAGUCGGGCGCCAAAAAGAACGAAGGCAAGGCCAAGAAGUAGGACUGAUCGAUCUGCCAUGCCCGGCGAUGCUGGCAAACAUUCAAGCCUGGCUGGCGUUAUCUAGUUUAACUUGGAUCCAUCACCCAUAAAGUACCCCCAUCGACUUGCAGCGUUAGCCAGGGAUGACAAAAUGCCAUUCGAUAAGUUUGUCCGCCGAAGAAUGGAAUGGAGAGGAAAUUUCUCAGUCGAUAAAUUUAUCUAAAGAGCAAUUUGUCAGUCGAACAAUUAACUGCCACUUUCUAUACGGAUUUAUUCGAUUGAUCUAUUCUCUAUUCCUCAGUUAAAAAAGCUAUAAAAUUGGUCCUGUAAAA